GGACUUUUAAAUAGCGCUGAUGAUAACGGGGUCCGUUACUGGAAGGAGAAGCGCAGGCUCCACUUGCUGAGGCGGAAUGUUCGCGGGUCUGUCCGAGCUGGGGGUCGCCAAUGGGGAGGAACUGAAGGAAACCCUCACUAACUGUACUGAGCCCCUGAAGGCCAUUGAACAGUUUCAGAUUGAGAAUGGGGUGCUGCUCCCCUCCCUCCAGUCUGCCUUGCCCUUCCUGGACCUGCACAGCAUCCCGCGCUAUGAGUUCCACCAGACGGUGUUGGAGGAGCUGAGGGACAAGCUGCUGGAGAGAGUCACCGCCAUCGCCGCCGAGGGAAAGGAUGGGGGCAGGUACGGCAAGCUGGAGGAGCUCCUGGAGAAGUGCUUUGCGCUGGUGAAGAUGCCCUCCAUCCAGCCCGUGGUCAUGUGCGUCAUGAAGCAUCUCCCAAAGGUGCCGGAGAAGAAGCUGAAGCUGGUGAUGGCUGAUAAGGAUCUAUACAAAGCGUGCGCGGUUGAGGUGAAGAGGCAGAUCUGGCAGGACAAUCAGGCUCUGUUUGGAGAUGAGGUGUCCCCCCUGCUCAAGCAGUACAUCCUGGAGAAAGAGAAUGUAUUGCUCAGCAGCGACCUCUCUGUCCUACACAACUUCUUCAGUCAAUCCCCCAAAACCAGAAGGCAGGGUGAGGUGGUGCAGAAACUGACCCAGAUGAUCGGGAAGAAUGUGAAGCUCUAUGACAUGGUUCUGCAGUUUUUGCGGACUCUCUUCCUAAGGACUCGCAAUGUGCAUUACUGUACCCUGAGGGCGGAGCUGCUCAUGUCUCUCCAUGACUUGGAUAUAAGUGAGAUCUGUACUGUGGAUCCUUGUCAUAAGUUCACCUGGUGCCUGGACGCCUGUAUCCGUGAGAAGUUUGUGGACGCCAAGCGAGCACGAGAGUUGCAGGGCUUUUUGGAUGGAGUGAAAAAGGGACAGGAGCAGGUUCUAGGAGACUUGUCGAUGAUCCUGUGCGACCCCUUCGCCAUCAACACCCUGGCCAUGAGCACCAUCCGAAAUCUGCAAGAACUCAUCAGCCAGGAGUCUUUGCCUAGAGACAAUCAGGAACUUCUCCUGCUGCUGAGGAUGCUCUCGCUUGGACAUGGCGCAUGGGAUAUGAUCGACAGCCAAGUUUUUAAAGAGCCCAGACUGGAUACUGAGCUGAUCACGAAAUUCCUGCCCCUGCUCAUUGGAUUAGUGGUGGACGAUUAUACGUUCAACGUGGAAAGCAAGUUGCCAACCGAAGAGAAGGUGCCGGUCACGUACCCCAACACCCUGCCCGAUGUCUUUACAAAGUUUCUGCAGGAGAACCGACUCGCGUGUGAGGUGGGACUGUAUUACACGUUGCACAUCACCAAGCAAAGGAAUAAGAACUUCCUACUCCGCCUACUCCCUGCACUCAAGGAGAUGUCCGGUGACACUGCCUUCACUGACAUCUUCCUGCACUUGUUCACCAGUAACCUGACCCUGCUGGGCGACGAGUUUGGCUCGGAGGACUUCUGCUCUAGUGUAUUUGAUGGCUUCUUCCUUACGUGUUGCUCAAAAAAAGAGAAUGUACACAGGCACGUGCUCCGGUUACUGCUUCACCUUCACCACAAGGUGGCACCUGUCAAACUGGAGGCCCUACAGAAAGCCCUGGAACCACCAAAAACAAGUGGAGAGCCGCUGAAAGAGCUGUACAACACGCUGAGCGAUAAAAUCCAGCAGAGAAAGAGCCCGCCAGCACCAGAACCGGAACCACAAUCCAUGGAUCUACCACUUCAUGCUGUCCCAACAACCCCUGUGAUUUAGUGGCUGGAAAUGCAGAUGGAUGUGUUGUACCAUUAUAGGAGGUACCUUGCCCCCCCCCAAUAUUUCAGAGAUAGUUGGAUAACACAGUAACGUUUCUCAAACACUGACAGAUGCAAAGUCCCAUUUUAUUUGCUAUUUAUAUGUACUAUAGUUCCUAUCUCCCCUUGGUGUCACACUGCAUUUCCCAGCAUCCCCCAUUGGCCUUUAGGGUAGACCCAGGUGGGUUUUGUAUAAAACUGGCAGUUACUCGUUUGCUAUUUUAGCCCUUUUGUUUGAUCCCAGCACUCAGUGUACCUGAGCCGAAUCUACAGGCUUGGUAUUGAACACGCCUUUUGUCUAUUCUUUUGAUAAUUUUGUUUAUUUUUAAAUAAAGUGCUAACGAGUCAA
Molecule: messenger RNA, 2197 nt
Organism: Xenopus laevis (African clawed frog)
Lineage: Eukaryota; Metazoa; Chordata; Amphibia; Anura; Pipidae
Gene: nelfb.L
Product: negative elongation factor complex member B L homeolog
Biological process (GO): negative regulation of transcription elongation by RNA polymerase II; negative regulation of DNA-templated transcription
Cellular component (GO): NELF complex; nucleus
Source: RefSeq, marked provisional